Molecule: messenger RNA, 1549 nt
Organism: Pecten maximus
Lineage: Eukaryota; Metazoa; Mollusca; Bivalvia; Pectinida; Pectinidae
Product: beta-1,3-galactosyltransferase 1-like
Exons: 2
Coding region: 360-1523 (387 amino acids)
Cellular component (GO): membrane
Molecular function (GO): UDP-glycosyltransferase activity; hexosyltransferase activity
Source: RefSeq, a predicted model, not a curated record
UGUCGUAAAAUCAUGUGUUUGUCUUUUUAAACAUCGGCUGCGGGUUUGAAAAGAUUUUGAUUCUCGUCUUUUGGGGACUGUCAGCACAUCGGAUGAUAAGUGAUCUUUCCACCUUAAGUGUGAAUGGGUUGUACACCUAUAUAUUGUCGCCAAAUGGAGCUUGAACCAUUUUGGGGUACACACAUUUUUGUGUGGGCUGUAAGUGACGGAAAUUACGGUUUGCCAUUGUUGUCAAUUUGAUAGCAAGGGAACAAUCCUGGUUAAUGAUAACUUCAUAAGGGACGAUUUGAUGGCAAUAAUAAGAAAUCUUUGAAUCUUCAAAAACAACACCGUGCAAGUACCAACAGGAAUAAACCAACAUGUAUACCAAACCAAAUAGGAGUGUGCGGAAAUCACAGAAGCAGAUCAUUUUUAUAACAAUACUGAUGUUGAUUUUUGGAAAUAUUAGCCUACUUCUUGAGAUGGGUUUUGUCGGCGAGUCUUUCACCCAAAGAAAGCUUAUCAGAGCGGGUAACUCCUCUGAAUACGUGUCCAUUUUUCACCAAUAUCCUCUUGAUAUAGACCUGGCGAAUAUUGUUAAUGAAGUAAUAUUACACAACAAAAGCUUCCUAUAUCAGCCUAUUAACCCUUAUAUCUAUCACUACUUACACUCCCCUAAUCCUUGUGAUUUUCGACACACAAAAGAUGAACGUCAUUCCGUUUUGAUUGUUGUUAAGUCGCACGUACUGAACACGAACCAAAGACUCGCUAUCCGGCAUGUUUGGAAGGAUGCACAUGACAAACGUGUUCGGCUGGUAUUUAUGCUUGGAGCGCACAGUUUAGAAGGCGAACAGUGGAGAGUUGAAAAGGAAGUGAAACUGUAUGACGACAUUGUGCAAGGAAAUUUCAUCGACAGCUUUAAUAAUUUGACAUACAAAUUACUUAUGGGUUUAGAUUGGAUUAAUAGUCAUUGCAGACAAGCCGACAUGUUGCUUUUCUUUGAUGAUGAUUUCUACGUGUUCCCUAACGAAAUCUUAGAUUUUUUAAGACGUUUGCCAAAUCAGAGAAAUUUAUUUAUCGGAAAAGUUAUAAAAAAUCAGCGUGUAAAUGAUAUAAGAACAUUAAGAAAAAAUCCUAAAUUUAGAAAUUACAUGUUUAAGGAAAUCCCAACGUAUGUAAACGGCGGGUCUUAUGUGAUGUCACAAGAAACCGCUAAAAACUUCCAUACAGCUUUUCCAUAUGUGAAAUACUUUGAAAUAGAUGACAUAUACCUUGGUAUCGUGGCACAAAAACUAGACAUCCACCCACAGCAGGACUCCCGUUUUGAUACAAGUAACCCCCAAGCACUGGCAUAUGAGUGCUCACACUACCCCCCACGACUGCUGAAAGGCGAAUGUCCUCUAGCUGGUAGGCGUCGAGAACGUGCCCCUGUUAUACGUCAUGUAAAGGUGAAGCCUGAUACAUUUUGGGUACGCCUCUAUAUGUUACCUCAAAUCUUGAAGUCUGCUGCAAAAAAUGUCGGACAUGCUUUAUAUGUUGUUUAACGAAUACUCCACUAAGUCUUAAAACA